Molecule: messenger RNA, 1361 nt
Organism: Mytilus californianus (California mussel)
Lineage: Eukaryota; Metazoa; Mollusca; Bivalvia; Mytilida; Mytilidae
Product: neuropeptide receptor 15-like
Exons: 2
Coding region: 12-1214 (400 amino acids)
Biological process (GO): G protein-coupled receptor signaling pathway
Cellular component (GO): plasma membrane
Molecular function (GO): G protein-coupled receptor activity
Source: RefSeq, a predicted model, not a curated record
UUUACAACAAGAUGGCUUGGCAAGGAGACAACAACUCGACACUAUUAUUACCAUUGAAUAUCAAUGUUCCGAAUUUUGAUUCUUUUGACGGAAAUAUUUCGUGUUCAAAACAGUCCGGAAACUGUUCUGCUGCAAUAACAAUGAACGGGACAUCAAUAAACAUGGAGGAGCCAGCCACAACAGAGACACUUAUUGGUCUGACUGUCCUAUUUUGCCAGAUAGGACUUGUAGGAAUUUUCGGCAAUGUUCUAGUUAUCUGUGUAAUACUGUUAGAUAGAAAAAUGAGACAAUCUGUGACAAAUAUUUUCAUUAUGAACCUUGCGAUCGCCGAUCUUCUUAUCAUGUCGUUUGGUAUUCCGGAAAUCGUCCAAUUUAGACUGAACCGUGGCUGGCUUUUGGGGAGAGUGUUGUGUAAAAUUAACAGAUAUAUCUUGGUUGUGUCAUUAUAUUGUUCCGUUCUAUCGCUGGUUUCUGUAUGUGUAGAAAGGUUUGUAGCUAUUGUUCAUCCGAUAAAAGCACAGAUUUUAUGUAACAGACGUAAAAAUAUUAUAGCUGUCAGUGUUAUAUGGAUGAUAUCGUGUGCCUGUGGGAUACCAACAGUGCUAUACAACGAAGUAAAGUUGAUGAUACCUCACGCCGAUAUAUCGUUUUGUAUAACAAUCUUUCCUAAUCAUCAGUUAGAUAAUAUAAUCUUCAAGUUUUUGGAGUUUACAUUCUAUUAUUUCAUCCCAGUGUGUAUACAAAUAGUUCUAUAUGCUAUCAUUGGGAGACGCCUGUACGCCAGCACGGAUGAACUUCAUACCAAAUUUCAAAUGAGAAAAGAAUUAAAUAGAAAAACUGACCGAGCUGCAGAAACUAUAAAAGCUCGAAAAGGUGUUGUGAAAAUGCUGGUAGCCAGUGUUAUUGUUUAUACAUUAUGUUAUGCCCCUCCACAAAUUUUGUUAUUUUAUAACACACUCUCCAAGACGAGAUUUCACGAGACAUGGUCCUUUCAAGUAUUUGUCAAUAUCAUUGCAUAUGUAAACUCAGCUGCAAAUCCAGUACUGUACAGUAUAUUCAGUCAAAAUUUUCGUCGCAAUUUUAAGCGUUGUUUAUUCUGCAUGUGCAUUAAAUAUAAACAUGAACCAUAUAUUAGAGCUAGAUUUAACUCUCUUGACUCUCGUGGAAUCUCAAGAAAAGUAAGCACUACGAGAACUACAAUAUCAAGACUAUGAAUCAAUCGAAGAUUUAUUAUAUCGAUGAAACGGGCUGUGAUUUGUUUAACAGUACGUAUAUCUAUGUGAGUGCUUUUUUCAUUUGGGUUUCAUCAAUGCUUUAUUUCGAGCAAGAGGCUACAUAAUGGUUUGACUCAUGUUUUUACC